Lathyrus oleraceus (garden pea) is the source of this 1917-nucleotide messenger RNA. RefSeq lists its product as uncharacterized. The transcript has 3 exons. Bases 469 to 1449 code for a protein of 326 amino acids. The record is from RefSeq and is a predicted model, not a curated record. NCBI's taxonomy places the organism in Eukaryota, Viridiplantae, Streptophyta, Magnoliopsida, Fabales, Fabaceae.
AAAGCCACGAAACCUAACUAAUCCAUUUUCAAAGGGUAAUUUUGUCAUUUCCUUUCCAUACAACUUUUAUAUGGUCACCUUCCCCAAUGAAACGGACUUCUAUUCUUUGGUCUUUUCAUUUGUAAACUAAAUCAUUUUUUCAUUUGCCAUUGUUCUUCAUUCUAGAACUGAAGGCCAAAAUUUCGGUUUUCAAAUUCUCAAUUCUCAAUUCUUAUCCAAUACAUAAAAUUCAUAAUAAAUCUCAUUACUUAAUUCAUUAAUUUCUAUACACAAAAAUAAUUAAAAUUAAAUUGAAUCAUUGCAUUUUUUUUCUUCAAUUGUUCAAUUAAUACUUUUGUUUUUCGAAAUUUUGAUCCUAUUGAGCGAAUUGGAUUUCGUUUUCAAUCGGAUUAAUCAUUUCGUACAGAGGAAUUCGUGAACUUUGAUUUUGUAGCUGUGGUGUUGAUUUUUUUUGUUGAUAAGAAAAAAAUGAGGAAAUGGUGCGGUGAAAACGACGUCGUUGAGGUUGACGGAAUUGAUGUUAGUGUUUGUGUUGCGGCGGAUGGUGAUUUUUGGGUCAGCGUUGGCUCCGCCGGUUGUCCGAUCGGGAAAUUCAGCCUUGAAAGCGAACAUGAUUUGGCGCAUAUGGUUAACGAUUUCAUAGAGAAUGCAGGAAGCUUUGGUGCUGAGUCUUGGUGUAGCAGUGAUAGCGAUUCUUCUCUCUCUGAUUUUGCUCACCUUGCUGAAAAGAUUCAGAUCUGUAAGCGAUCGGUGACUCAACAUGAGAGCGACUUGAUCCCAGUUGUUCAUUCUCUAAUACGGUCAAUGAAGGAUACCAACCUAGAAAUGGUGAAUUCUGGUCCAUGUUAUGCAAGCUGUAUCAGAUUUUAUUUGGCAAAGUUGAUGAGACUUUCUGGCUAUGAUGCCAGUGUUUGUACAUCUAAAUGGCAGCGUGUUGGCAUAAUUCCUGGAGGUGAUCACGAAUAUAUUGAUGUGCUGGUCGAGAAUAACUCUGGAAAAUCAGAGCGCUUGAUUAUUGAUAUCGAUUUCCGAAGCCACUUUGAAAUAGCUAGAGCUGUUGAUUCCUAUGACAGGAUACUGAAUUCGCUUCCGUCUGUUUACGUGGGUUCCCUUACUAGGCUGAAACAGUUUCUCGGAAUAAUGGAGGAAGCUACUAGAUCUUCUUUGCAACAAAAUUCUAUGCAUUUUCCUCCAUGGAGAUCUUUAACAUAUUUAAAAUCCAAGUGGCUAUCGCCCUAUGAAAGAAUCAUUCAUUCAGACAGCAGCAUUAAUAUUAGCAAAGACGGCGAAUGCUUCGACCACAAGCAAUGCCGUGGACAUUUGAAGAAGCUGCAAUCUUGUCUUCAGGCAGGAAUAGAAGUAGAGCGAGUGUUAAAGGCUCGUAACAUUGAAAGUAACUGGAGGAUGAAACCUGACAGAUGGAGGCAAACGUUACUCCGGCCUCUUUGACUUAUGUACAGAUUUUGGUUCUGAAGUUCUCAUAAGAGUGAAUGAAUAAAUAUUAAAUACAGAAUUUUGCGGCUUUUUAUUCCUUCAGCUAAACCUUCUCCUAGCUACCUAAUAAAGAAGCCUUAGCAACAGCAAUAAGGCGAUUUUCUAUAUGCAUCAUUUAUUUGACACUUAUGCAUCUUGAAGUUUUUCGGUACCCAAAGAUUUGAGUUUAUGAGCUUUUAUGUAGCAGCGGUGUCACACAGUACAGUACUGGGUAUCUGUACUCUACCUGAUAACUUCCUUGCCUCGUAUUUUUGUUGGGACUUGGAAAUUUUGAUAUAUGUUGUGCUCUAAUUUUUUCUAUAAAUAUUUUCAUGAUUAAUUUUGAUUGAUGAGCUGAAGUAUUUGUAAUUUCCUUUCUGUUUUGAGAACUUUGGUAAUGUCUGUUUUGGUCAUGAAAAAAUAAUAGAGCAAAAGUUUGAAACU